This is a messenger RNA of Spathaspora passalidarum NRRL Y-27907, 1344 nucleotides long. RefSeq lists its product as uncharacterized. Lineage: Eukaryota; Fungi; Ascomycota; Pichiomycetes; Serinales; Debaryomycetaceae. The record is from RefSeq and is a predicted model, not a curated record. Gene Ontology annotation, biological process: cell adhesion involved in multi-species biofilm formation; cell adhesion involved in single-species biofilm formation. Gene Ontology annotation, cellular component: fungal-type cell wall. The annotation marks the transcript as partial. The transcript has a single exon.
AUGUUUAAAUUUCUCAUUUUUAACCUUUUAGCAUUAACUUUAGUCGCUUCUGAACAAAUCAGUGGAAUUUUUACAUCCUUUGACUCUUUGGUAUGGCAAAAAGCAGCUAGUUAUCCCUUUGCUGGUCCCGCUUAUCCAAGUUGGAUUUCUACUUUGUCCUGGAAAAUAGAUGGGAGCACCAUGCUGCCUGGUGAUACAUUCACUUUGAACUUACCAUGUGUUUUCAAGUUCACUACGAGUCAAACUACGGUGAAUUUAAAUGUUGGUCUGGUUAACUAUGCUACUUGUACCUUUAACCCUGGUGAUAUUGUUGUUGCAUUUUCUAAAUUAGAAUGUGUUCUUUUGGAUACUGUUACUCCGCUGCUUGAUGCUCAUGGAACUGUUAAUUUUCCAGUAGCUUUUAAUGUUGGUGGCUCUGCUUUGAGUACCGAUUUGCAAGAUUCUACUUGUUUCCAUAAUGGGCAAAAUACUGUGUCUUAUUAUGAUGGUGACAACAAACUUUCUACUCAAGCUACUUUUGCUGGUGGUUCAACGGAUGAUCCAAGCAAGAUUGUUUAUGUUAACCGUGUUGUCCCUUCAUUAAACAAACAACAACACUAUCUUCUUGGUGGCAACUGUCCAUCUGGGUACAGAUCUGGUUCGAUUGGUAUGAAGAUCCAAAACCUGGGCUCACAAAUCGAUUGCAGCUCUGUUCAGAUGGCAAUCACUAAUUCCUUAAAUGAUUGGUAUUUUCCAGAAAAUGCAGAUGAAAAUUUCAGCUACACUUAUUCUUGUUCUUCUACUUCCUUUGUUGUCAACUAUCAAAAUAUUCCUGCUGGUUACAGACCUUUCAUUGAUGCUCUUGUCCAAGUUAACAAUGGGGUUAGUAUUUCCAUGAACUAUGUUAAUACAUAUACCUGUACCGGUAGUAGUAGAAGUACAAAUAAUGGAAAAACUAUCUCUUGGGGUGCAUAUGAAAACAAUGUUGCUGGUGGUAAUGGAGAGGCAGUUGAAGUUGUUACACAAACAUAUACUGGUCUGACCACAAAAAUAUCAACCAUGCCGUUUUCUACAUCUAGUGACACAACCAAGACCAUUGUUGUUAAUGUUCCUAUCCCAACAGUUACUACCACUACAACUUAUGUAGGAAUUUCAACUUCAUACACCACCGAGAGUGCUUUGCCUGGAUCAACUGCCAAUGUGAUUGAAUAUAACCCUGUUCAUACUACGACUACAGUUACUACUUGUUCACCUGGGCAAGUAUCAACUAUCACUACCACCUAUUCAACAUCCACCUGGGCCACUGAUACUGUAUUUAUAGUAACUGAAUGUCCUAGUCCAUCAUCAACUGAAGAGGAGUCGACC